Messenger RNA from Schistosoma haematobium, 7120 nucleotides. RefSeq lists its product as uncharacterized. The transcript has 11 exons. The record is from RefSeq and is a predicted model, not a curated record. Lineage: Eukaryota; Metazoa; Platyhelminthes; Trematoda; Strigeidida; Schistosomatidae. The coding region runs from base 395 to 3880 and encodes 1161 amino acids. Gene Ontology annotation, molecular function: carbohydrate binding.
GUUUAUGUGUGUAUAUUUGUAAUUGUGCAUAUAUGUGUACGUAUAUAAAUGUUUACCUUCUGUGAGCACUCAUCUAUGAGUAUGAAAUAUCUUGAAAAUUCUUAAAAACGACUCAUACUACAGAAGUAUUAAAAAUUAUUAAGUGUUGUGGUAUAUUUCUUGGCAGGAACGAACAUUUAUUUCUCUAUAAUUGGUAUUACAGUGUAUAAUAGACAAAUACACAUUUUGUGCAUUAUAUCUCAGUCUAUAACAUAAACGUAUAUACAUAUACUGAAUAUAAUACCAUUUAAAUAUUGAUAAACUGGACUAUUAUUUAUUCAAUAUAUUGUAAAAUAUUCAUUAUACUAUUCAAUAUUCAACGAACUAAUUCAAUUUUCAAGAAAGUCAUCUCAUCAUGAAUGAAUCUUUUGAUGAUCAGGAUACAGAAUUCACGUAUGAAAUACCGGAUUGUUUAAUGGAUGGAGACUAUAUUGAAAUUCAUGGAGUUUGUCAUGGUAAACGAAUAGUUUUUGAAUUAUUAACAGAAGAAGCAUCUACUCAAAAUAUAUUUGACAAAUUACCUCUACAAAUCAUUUUAACAACAGAUGGUUUAGUAACUGUAAUUAGUCGUAAUCCAGAAAAGGUAGCAAAACAAGAACGUUCUGUGGAAAAUGGAAUACAAAUUGAUAAAGCUUUCGAAUUAUGCGUACAUGCUUAUAAGAAAUGUUAUGUUGUUAAAUUAAACGGGGAGGACGUUUGUGGUCAAGAUCAUCUUGUACCAUUGAAUGAAGCGUUUGCUUUAUCAAUGCAAGGAAAAGUUGAUAUAUUAUCUCUUGAAUUUAAAGACAUGUAUUAUGAUGAAGAGGAAAUGAAUAAUAAUACAAACAUGUCUUCUGCUAAUAAUAACAGUAAUAGCAUUAGAAUGGAUGAUGCACAAGCAGGCUUUGUACGUGUCAAUGAGUUAAGACAAAGUUCCAUACGCAGAAAUGAUCCGCCAGUGAUGGUACCAACAAGAACAGGUUCCAAAUUGGAGAAACAAUCAAUAAAAAGUAAAGAUAGUAAUCUAGAAGUUACUGCUUGGAAAACGUCAAAUGAUUUAUCUAGAGCAUAUUUAGACGUUGAUUACAAAGUAUCUACAUUAGAUCGAAAUUCUGCAGCCCAUUCAUAUCGUAAUAGUAUUGAUUUUAGUCACAAUUCAGACUCAAGAAUCUCUGGAACAUUACCACCUCUAGGCAAGUCAGCUAAUGACAGAGUAUCAGAUUACGUAAUGGGAAGUCGAGGUAACCUUAAUACAAAUGAUGCGUCACAUAUAAAACCGAAAACAUCUAUUUUUGGUUCUCGGAAGUCUGCUACCUUAAGUAAUAGUAAAAUUGAACAACGUUUUAACGAAGGCAGAAGUCAGACAGAUGCAGGCGAUUUACACCAUGGAAGCUAUUCUGUAUUGGAUGACGAAGAUCAUAUAGGAUCUCAACUUUCUGCUACAACAUCAACACCUAACUUGCAAGACAAACAUAAGAAAAAACGAUUCAGUUUACUUGGAAAGAACAGAAAAUCAACAGGCUCCGAGUCAGAUGUACGUAAUGACUCUAAGAAAUCCAAAGGAUCUACUCCAGACAUAAGGUUGAAAGAUGGAGAAGGCGAGAAAAAGAAGAAGGGUUUACAUUUAAAAAAUCCUUUUAAACGUUCGAAAACUAAAGAUCAAACACCUUCAGUAUCAUCAGAUCUUGCUUUUACUAGGAACACUAUACAUCCGGCAAUUAAUGUAGCUGUCACUGAACGAUUACCAAAAGAGAUGUCUAAAAAACCAGCACCUGAAAUUGCAGCUUAUCUUCACAAAUCCAAUCCAUCAGCUGAAUUUGAUACACUUAAUUUAACUGGUCGUGAAAUAUUGAGUGAAGAUACUCAUUUCGCACCUUUUGAUAGGAAACAUUAUGAUGGAUAUGAAAAUGUUGGUAGUUCUUAUGAUCCAUUUAAACACAAGACGUUGAGUGACUCAAGAAAAUCCAUCGAGAUUUCAUCUCUAAGUGAUUUGCACUCACAAGGUAAACUUAAAGGACCAGCUCCGGAAUUAGCAGCUUUAAUUCACUCGAAGCAUCCUACUUUAAAUCCAGAAGAUAUAACCAUUGCUCAAGCUUCAGGCUCACAUAUAAGACCAUUCACACCAACAGAUCAUUCACCGAAGCAAUCAAGAUAUCAUAAUGAACCUCCCUCUGAUAUUGCAAAUUUAAAAUUAAAAGGUACAGCUCCUGAAAUAGCGGCGAUAAUAAACUCGAGAACUAAAAGUCCCAACCAUGAAGAUAUAACUCUUACUCAGAGGUGUGAUCAAAACUUCCAUCCGUAUCCUACAGUAGAUACAUCAGGAAAAAAACCUUUUAAGCCCAGUGGAAGUGCAUCAGAGAUAGCUGCCGAUAUACACAAAAAUAAUUUAGCAGAUCAUCGACCCUAUGCAGAUUAUACCCUAACUGGUACUAAUACCAAUGAAAUACAAGGAACAAAAUAUGUACUGAAAGAAAAAGUGCAAUCUACACGUAAAGCUCUUUCUUUGAGUGAACAUAUAUCAGAUGGUGAUGAAACAGAGAGUGGAGGCAGUGAAGUGUAUACUGACAAUGAAUGUUACUUAGAAGUAGGUAAAAGUGAAUAUUAUUUUGAUCGUAAACGUUCUCUGAGAAAUUAUCGCUCUAAACGAUCAACGAAAUUGGAACGUGAAGCUAGACGUAAUAUGGGAUUACAUAGAAAUGACAGCCAAGAAUCAGUCAGCAGCAGUAUCUCAUCGCUUAAACCAACUGAUCGAAAAUUGACCCCAAAAUAUAGAAAACGUCCAGGUACUAAAAAGGAAGAAGUCUCAUCUUGGUUGAACAGCUCUAAUUCACCUUAUAAUCCAAUCCGUAUAGAUGGGAAUGUAUAUCCAAAUUAUACAUCAAAUGUUUACGCUUCAGCUCCUAUUGUUCAUAAACAUUUAAUUCAAAACUAUUUAUUAAAAGAUAUUAUUCAGUCAAUAAAAUGUGAUAGCAGUAUGGAUUUACCACAUCCUCUAACAAUUGGACGAAGUGCAUUAGUUUAUGGUCAUUUCAAGUACAAUUCAGCUGCACGCCAAUCCUGUUUACUAAAACUUGAGUUUAACACCUUCUAUGAAGAAGCUAAUGAAUGUGAAACACUUUAUCUUCAAUUAUGGUCUGAUGGUGGCCUAGAUAUUUUGAAUAGCCAAUCCAUUAAUAGCAAAAUUCUAUACAGUUCUUCAAAUGAUAUUCAAUAUUUGACACUAAAAAAUAAUGAAUUUUGCAAUAAUGAUAAGCAACAAGUAAAUUUCACUCUGAAAUUCAUAUCUCAAAGCUUCUAUACUGCUAUUACUUCAAAUGAUCUAUUUACAUUAAUAUUGAAUAAUCAAUUCUUGAAAUCUAUUAAUUAUCACUUGAAAUCAUUUAAACUUGAAGAUUCAACAAAUGCCGAGUUGGAUAAACUUUUUAUGCCAAGGAACUUAUGUUUACCACUUAUUCUUCAUAUGAAAGAUGAAUCCCGUCAAACAAACACAUUAAAUCUUUUAACAAAACUAACUGCUGAUACCAAAAGAGUCAUCAUCGAAUAUGUUUAUAAACCUAUCAGUAGCUCUGAAUUUGUCUCAAUGCAAAUCCUACUGAAUUUUGAGACAAGUAACUUAAUAAUACAAGAGAUCGCAAAAGAAACAAAUAAUAUUCAAUAUGCUGAAAAAGAGAUAACAUAUAUUCCUGAACAGAUAUGUAAAAUGAAAUUCAGUUGGUACAAUAACACACUAAAGGUACUUCUUAAUAGUGACGAAUCAAUGAUGUACAAUUUUGAACAGUAUUAUCCUCUUCAAUUCUUAUCACAUAUUCGAAUCAAUGGAGAUUUCAUGCUUUUAAAUGCAGGACUUCAAUCGGAUGAAUAAUAUAAUUUAUUUAGCCAGGGUAUUUACAAUACAUAUAUGUCUCCUAGCAAAAAUGAAUACAAAUACGAUAUACAUAUACAUUGGAUGAUUCGUGACGUUUUAACCAUGACUGAUACAACUGACAUCAUAAAAAAAAUUAAGUGUAUUUUCCUUAUUCAUUAAUUACUCUACUCCACUUUAUUUUCUUUUCGAAUAUUUCAAAAUAAAAUUUGUUAAACAUUAUUUUAUAGUUAAAGUAUUCUCUUCUUGAUGUGUGUUGAUUGAUAUACAAAUGUGUCUUAUUCAUUAUUCUUUUUAUCUCACUAUUAUUAUUAUUACGUUUAAUGACAAUACACUCAAACUCCUAAUUUCUAGAAGGUUCCUGUUUUCUUUUUUUCUUCAUUGAAAUCCAUAUGAUUUUUCAUUAUCAUUUUAUUCAGUAAAUUUAUUCUAUAUAAAUUUAUAUCUUGAAUAUAUACUGAUUUAUCAUAUUAUUCAAUCUAUAUUACGAUUGGUUUAAAAGUAAUAUUGUAAUAGAUCUGUUCAGUAUUGUAUCGUAUUGAUAGUUGACCGGUAUUACCUAUACAUUUUACUAGUUGUAUUCAUUCAAUAAAUAAAGUAAUUAAAAGCAAUUAGAAGAUAAUAAUAAUAAUAAUGACGAGCUUUAUUUAGUAUAGUUUAAAUGUUUUCGGUUAUUUUAUUAUUAUAGUUGUAGGUAAACUUUUUUAAAAAAAAUCGUUUUGUUUUCUUCUAAUUAACGUUGAUUUCUAUUGUUAAUGAUUUAAGUUUCUUUUCAUUGUUUCCCACUUUAAAUUUCGAUUCAUGAUUGUUUUAAUUUUCACUAUUUGUGAAAUGAGUAAAUUACAUUUUACCCAUUUAAAAAUACAACAAUAGAAUGUGAAGAACACAGUAGUUGUUAUGCAAAACGAAAAUAAAUUUUCAAAAAAAUAAUAAUCAUAAUAAUGAGUACUUAGAUAUAAUUUGGAAAGAAUGUUUUUGGGACAGUUAGCAACUAUGAAAAAAAGUCAAGAUAAUAACAUUUCUAAAUACUCUCCAUUUAACUAAAAAUAUUGAAAACUGGUCAUAUUUAAUCUGAUUUAUACAAGAUUUUAUUGAACAGUCAAUGUGUCUGUAUGAAUAGUUAAUAUCGGUAUGAAAUUGGUUUGUGUUGAAUUACUAUUUCUAUGUUGAUUAAUUUGUGUUGAUGUAUUAUAAUCAGCUAGCAAUUAUAUUGUAGCACUUCUAUUUCUAUUGUAUUUUAUUCGAAAAACAAAAAAUUCAUAAAAUAUAUUUAUAGAUAGAAUCAUCAAUGUAUUUCUUUUCAUUUUUAAUCAUUAAAAAGGUUUACACAUUAAGUGAAAUAUCUUGAUGAUAAAUGAUGAUUGUAAAAUUUAUUAGUUGACCUAUGAAAAUAUUUAUUGUCGGAAGUGAUCUAGAAUAUACAGAUUACUUAAUUUAAUCAUUAACUCACAAAUCGAUAUGAAGAUAGAUCAUCAGAUCCUUCAUUUCUUGAUGUUGUUUGAGAUUAAUGCUUUCCAAACAAAAACAAUACUUACUCGAACCAAGUGAAGUUAUAAAAAAAAUAACAUGCUACGAAUGAUCAUGAAUAUAUUAUGUUAAAGUACUUGAUGAUCAUUAUAAAAAUGAUUUUAUUGACAAAUAUUAUAGGGACAGAAAUAAGAACUCUGAGUUAAAUUAUUUUUUUUGCAUGGAUUUAAAUUAUAUUUUGGUAAUGCAAUGAGAAGAAGUUUAUCAGAAUUCUGUGAUAUAUUUGCGCAAUACAUUUCGAACAAUUUGGAUAGACAGACACAAUCCUCCAUUGAGAAACAUUUGGUUGAGACUGGUCAUUAGGUUGACAUCAAGCCAGCAUGUGUAAUGUUACACAAAAGUUUUAAAGGAUGUAUACUAAAGUGUAUUGAAGCCUUGGCUAUACGGAAAUUGAAACCCCCUUUGUGCGUCCAAAAACAAUUUGUCCUUACACUUAACCUAUCCUGGUAAUAAUGAUUUAUUAUCCAGAGUGGUAUUCACAUGGCUUUUGUGUACUUUAUUAUUUUUCCUUUGUUAUGACUUACCCUUAAUCUGUCUAGUUGACCUUUUAAUUUUCAUAUAUAAAUGUUCUUAACAAGUAUAUGUGUGAUCAGAUAAUUCGAAAUGUAUUGCGCAAAUAUAUCACAUAAUUCUGAUAAACCUAGUCUUCUCAUUGCAUUAUCGAAAUUUAUCAAAGGGACUAAGUGUUUCAAAUUUUAUAUUUUGGCAAACAAAUAGUAAAUUUGUUGGAAUUGUAUUUGGGAAGAAUAUCUUUCUGUAGAAUGUUUCAUAAAAUACAGAAAUAAUAAGUUGUAUAGAUGAAUGGUACGGUAUUGUACAUAUGUUUUUCCCCACAAUUUCACUUUGUUCUGACAAAGGUUCUACUUGUAGCCUCUCUAUUUUUGAAGUAACUCAGUAAUAAACGUUUACUUCCUGUCCUGUUUUAAAGUUUAAAGUACAAGAUAUAUCCAACUGAAGGUGAGAUUUAUUAGUAAAUUUUCGAUAUAAUAGUAUAUCUGAGUGGCUAUUCUUGCUUAAUAAUAUAAUGAUUCUUCGAGUUUUUCUUAUCUAAGAAAUGUUGUAAAUGAUUAUUUAUUAGAAUUUGUUUGAAGAAGUGAAAGUUUUGUGAUUGUCAUAAAACUUAUCUAUGUCUUUGCAAACAAUUUGUCAACAUCCCAUCUUUUGAUUUAAAAUGCAUUGAAACUUUAAUGGCGUUGUGUUAAUUUCUGAAGCUGUUCUAAUUAAUAAAAAAUGUAUUCACAAACUAAACAUUUCCUAACAUGAAACAGAUCGACAGGAAGUAUUUCUAUGAUAAACAAAUGAUAAAAACUAAUAAUGACAAAUAAAAUUUUUUAAUAGGAUAUAAUUCUGAAACACAUUGUAUUCAAGUACAAACGGAAGUAAAGCUUACAUGUAAGCAAGCAUUAAAUACUUAUGUGUAUCGAAUACAUUAUUUAAUUUUCAUACAUCUGACAUAUAUCUAUAUAAGAAAUAGCAUCUACACUGUGGCGAGCAUGAUCAAACAAACAUUCUACAUUAAUGGAUCUACAAAGCCAUCUCUCAUUUAAUCAGCAUCAUCAAUAAAGUAUCCCUUCACUUUCGAAUUGAUUGACUUUGGAGGUUACCGAUUUUUCAAUUAAAACUGUAAGAAACCUAUUUCGACACAAGCCAUUAAUAGGACAAACUUAUAAAUCAUUAAAAUAUUUAUGAUUUUACAAAUAAUUUUGAUAAAAC